UUUUCAUUUUAACGAGUAGUAACCUGUGGGUAUUAAAUAUUAAUUUGAAAAAUCGAUUAAUCGACAAUUUGGAUGUUGCUUCGAUGUUUUGUAAAUAAUUUUUUUACGAUUAUUUAAAUUUGGAGAAAAAAAAAUAGUUUUCGUCGUUAUUAAUGUUGAAUCAGUUUACCGUUUUUUAGUUUGCGUGGAAUUCGUUGGUCAUCUGUGUAUCUUUCUCGUGAGAAUUCAACGCGGCAAAUUUUAGCGUCGAAAUAUCAAAAAAAAAAAAAGGAAAGUUUUCGAUGUGUCCGAACGUAAAUAUGUUAUGUUAGUGCUGUGAAGGCCUUUAACGAUGAGCUUCUCUAGCGAUGAAGUCAACUUUUUAGUCUACCGCUAUCUUCAAGAAUCCGGAUUUGUACAUUCGGCAUAUACUUUUGGUAUAGAAUCCCAUAUAGCGCAGAGCAACAUAAAUGGUGCUCUAGUACCACCGGCAGCUCUCCUAUCUAUUUUACAAAAGGGAUUACAGUAUACCGAGGCAGAAAUUUCUAUCGGUGAAGACGGAACGGAACAAAGGAUGGUUGAGUCGUUAUCUCUCAUUGAUGCGGUCAUGCCAGAUAUUGUUGCAUCCAGACAGAAUCAGAUCAAUCAACAGAAACAACAGAUAAAAACAGAAGUUCAAGAUACUAAUGGAGAAGAAGUGGUGACAUCAAAUGAUGGUGUAGGAACAAGCGAUCGAGGUGCAGAUAGAAAUGAAAUGGAAGUGGACGAACAGCAGCAAGGUACAGGGACUGGUGCUAAUGCUAGUGCUGUUGAAAUACCUGCUAGUAAGGCUACCAAGUUACGAGGGCACGAGUCUGAAGUUUUUAUAUGCGCUUGGAACCCUACCACCGAUCUUUUGGCUUCUGGUUCUGGAGACAGCACUGCUCGUAUUUGGGAUAUGUCUGAUAAUUCUCAGGCUCCUAAUCAAUUGGUUCUUCGUCAUUGCAUUCAAAAAGGUGGAACCGAAGUACCAAGUAACAAGGAUGUUACUUCAUUAGAUUGGAAGUGCGAUGGUACGUUGCUAGCAACCGGAAGUUACGAUGGCUAUGCACGUAUUUGGACAACAGACGGAAGAUUGGCAUCUACUCUGGGCCAACACAAAGGUCCAAUUUUCGCUUUGAAGUGGAACAAACGCGGAAACUACAUUUUAAGUGCAGGUGUCGAUAAAACAACUAUUAUUUGGGAUGCCGAAAGUGGACAAUGUACUCAGCAAUUCAGUUUUCAUUGUGCACCCGCAUUGGACGUCGAUUGGCAAACUAAUACAUCGUUUGCUAGUUGCUCUACGGAUCAAUGCAUUCAUGUAUGCAGAUUGAAUGUAGAUAAACCUAUAAAGAGCUUCCAAGGUCAUACGAACGAAGUAAAUGCUAUUAAAUGGGAUCCCCAAGGUAAUCUAUUGGCUAGUUGUUCGGACGAUAUGAGUUUAAAGAUAUGGUCUAUGAAGCAAGAUACUUGGGUACACGAUCUUCAAGCUCAUAGUAAAGAAAUCUAUACUAUCAAGUGGUCUCCGACUGGUCCAGGAACGCAUAAUCCAAAUAUGAACUUGACGCUCGCUAGUGCAUCAUUCGAUUCGACUGUAAGAUUGUGGGAUGUAGAAAGAGGAGCUUGUAUACAUACGCUCACGAAACAUACCGAGCCAGUAUACAGUGUGGCAUUUAGUCCAGAUGGCAAGUUCCUUGCUAGCGGAAGUUUUGAUAAAUGUGUUCAUAUUUGGUCAACUCAGAGCGGGUUAUUAGUUCACAGUUACAAAGGUACGGGUGGAAUAUUUGAAGUAUGCUGGAAUAGCAGAGGUGACAAAGUCGGUGCUUCUGCAUCGGAUGGCAGUGUAUUUGUUCUUGAUCUUCGUAAACUGUGAUCACGAACAUAAUUUAUAUUAUUAAUCUCCGAUUCGUCAUUUUCGUUACGCUUUUGCGUUAUCUUUUCUCCGUAUUUUCACCUAUUCAUGAUUUGUACACAUUUAUUUCUUCUUCUUCUUCUUUUUUAUUUUUUACAUAAGGUUGUUAUUAUAUAAUUGCGUAAGAAAAUGAUACUAGACUACAUUCAUAAUUUCAUUAAGAAUUAAUAGUUAAAAAAGAUUAUUAUUUGGGUGACACAAACAUUUAUUUUCUAUAAUGAAUAUAGAGGCAUAUACUGCGCGUGUAGAAAAAAAACAAGAUCCUCGAUGAUAUUAGUCGAAUGUUUUUUUUAACUACAAAUUUGUAAUUGUUUUAAACAAAAAAUUUCACUUUGGAGAUUAUCAAGGAAGUAAUGUAAUGUACAUUAAUUAUAUUUUCAACGAUAUACCGUGUACAGAGUCCAAGCGAUUUAACAGUUUAUAUUUACAGAUAAAAGCUAAAGUGUACUGUUCGCUACUAAAUUUGACAAGAGUGUACUUUAUAAUGUAAUAACUGUAUGCUGGUGAUACUAAAUAUUAUUAUAAUAACAUCGAUAAACGAUUAUAAGAACAAAAGUGAAGAGAAAAAAAAAGACAAGAGAAAAAAACACAAGAACAAGAAAAGAAAAAAGAAAAAAAAAAAGAAUAUAAUAAACUUUUAUAAGGAA
Molecule: messenger RNA, 2556 nt
Organism: Polistes canadensis
Lineage: Eukaryota; Metazoa; Arthropoda; Insecta; Hymenoptera; Vespidae
Product: F-box-like/WD repeat-containing protein TBL1XR1
Exons: 6
Coding region: 332-1870 (512 amino acids)
Biological process (GO): regulation of transcription by RNA polymerase II
Cellular component (GO): histone deacetylase complex
Molecular function (GO): transcription corepressor activity; protein binding
Source: RefSeq, a predicted model, not a curated record